Symbiodinium pilosum is the source of this 7329-nucleotide messenger RNA. The record is from the annotation of a GenBank genome assembly. Lineage: Eukaryota; Dinophyceae; Suessiales; Symbiodiniaceae.
AUGGCAUGGAUCAAGGCAGCGAGCUAUGCGCUAUGGCUUUCACUGCCUGGGACGGUCUUGGCUUCCAAUGCCUCCAUCCAAGUGCGGAUGCAGACUCCAUGGAGCUGUUCCACAGCGACAUGUGCUUGCUCCGACUUGGAGAUGGUGAACAUGGAUACGGGGCUGCCCUUGACCAGCGACAUGCAAAUUCAUGCCGUCAAGUACUGGCCCGAACCUGUUGGCUACCAGGGGGUAUUUGCCAAUGACGAUAGGGAUCCGUACACCAACAUCUACGAAGAGAUCCAUGCGAGGGACUUGCCCGUGAUUCGAAAUGAGCUCGGUGCAAACGCGGUCUUGUUGUCUCCUUGGAGCUUUGGGCACAGGAGCCACACCCAGUUUUUAGACGAGGCCGCAGCGAAUGGCCUGAAAGUCAUCCCCUCGUUCGACCUUUCUUGGUACUGGAAGGAUGGUGCGUGGACCUUGCCGGCUACCCGUGGAGCCCUACGCAAAGAUUUUCAUGACUUUCUGCAGUACUCCGCCUCUGUCGAUGAUGCCAAGCUGAGCACGCCUGAGACAAUCCUGCUUUGGAAUGUGGUUGGCCUCCCCACGGCGGAGGCCUUGCUGCCCCGCAGUUGCGUUGCGGGAGCACUCACGGACGUGAGCAACUUCCGGAAUUGCAUUGCCUCCUCUGGAGAUCUUGUGGGCGCCCUUGUCACGGUCCAAACACUUCAGGAGAUCUUGCAGGUGGUACGAGAGACGCAGAGAGAAUUCCAUUGUGAAGAGGGCGCCCCGAGGGCGGAGUGCCUGGAAAGAGACGACGUUUCCGUAUUCAAGUUUGAUCGACCGCUGGCGCUGACAAUAGACUUGGCAGAGGUGUACCUAUCCGUGUCGGCGAAUAUGGAAUACCUGAAAGCUUUCAUCUUUUGGAUGGAGCGCGUCGUGGGCUGCCAUCCAGUUGCGGUCGGUCAGGUCCAGGUGCCACUGUCCUUCGCGGAGGUGGCAAAACAAUGCACCUUCAACGGAUUUGGUUUGUUCGACAUGUGGGUUCUCCGAGUACUGGCAGUGGCAGAUGAUGUUGAGGCCUCCGCGAUCCGUGGACUCCGCGAUCACUUCAGUCAGCCGAAGCAGCAUUUGGGGUCUGGAGCUGCAUCUGUGUCUGAUCUCUCGGGCGCAAUUAAGCCUGUGAUCCUGGAGUUUGGCUUCCCAGCGUACUCCCACGGAUCCAUGCAGCCGGAGAAGCAGCAUCGCGCCCUGCACGAGGUUUGGUCGGGAUCCGGGUCUGGUUCGGGGCUCAAAGAUGCCUGGAGCGCCGGCUUCUGCGUUCGAGGAGCCGUGGUGGACGAGUGGUUAGACGUGUGGAGCGCGGACGAGAAUUAUGACUCCUGCACAGAGCUGAAAUCGAAGUUCGGUCACUCAACGUGUGGACCUCAUACUGACGCAGGCGAGCUUGCCGUUGCGUACCAGGGCCUGGCAGGACAGUUCCACACAGUUGGCCGGCACUGUAUCCAGAAGCGCUAUCUGGAUGUCAACGCCAGCUUACGCUUCCAGUUUGUGAAUGACCUGCAGACAAUUCAGAACGGCUAUACACCGCCAUCUGUCUGUGCUGGCGUGGUCUUGAAGCGGGGCGUUACACUCAUCGUGUUCUACGCAGCCAGCGGGCUGUUUGUGCUUUUGGGGGUUGGCACCCUCUGUUCGUUGGUCUGCAGGCGGCGGCCCUUGUGUGCUGCCCGCUCAGCUGAGCAGGAGACCGAGGAUGGCGCGAGCAAGCAGAACUGCUACAACUUGGAGCAGCUGAUGCAAGCGAGCUCCACAAGGAAGGUCCUUGAGGACCUUUCGGCCGUGCCUUACGGGAGAUUGCUGGCCGUGAAAGUCUCUGAAGCUUUGGAAGAUGGCCGUGAGGUCCCAGUCCAGUACAGCCACCUGCGAGGGUACUGUGGCUGGGGCUUCGCCAAGGUCAAUGGGACCUUCUCCUACCACCGCUUGCAGUACAAUGGCAGAGGGAGGGGAACUUCUGUGCAGAGCUGGGAAACAGCAGAAGCCUUCAUCCGCUUUCUUCAGGAGCAGUCGGACCGGUCCUUGGCUGUGUAUGGAUUCACGGAUGCGGAGCUGCGUCGCACGGAACUCAUUGGAAACCGCACCGUACGCCGCCGGGACUUGCUGGAGCUGCUGGACGCCCACGGCUGCUUCGACGAAGGCGACUGUGUCACUGGGCGGGCCUCAGCUAAUUUGCAAGUCCUGGGAAUCCGGGCAGACCUGGUCGUGGACUUGUCCUACCGGGCGAAUCCGCUUUUCCUUUCUGGUGUCGCAGAGGAAAUUUGGUCCACACCGGGGGACGAGAACGACAUGAAGGGAUGGCUGGGCAGGACUGGCACAAACAUGAGGCUCUUCCUUGAGAUGUUGGUCAACACGCAUCUGGCUGCCCAGGUGGAUCGCCUCAGGCGGCAGAUCGAGCACGAGGCCUCAGCGGUGGCUGCAGAGGAGCAGCGGAGACAAAAGCCGGAGCUCUGCGACGAGGUGGCCAUCAACAGGAGAGCUUGCUACAACAUCUGGCGCCGCGUGCUCGAGGGCUACCAUGCAUGGCAAGGUGUUGUCGGCAACCCAAGAGACCUGGACUAUGAUGAAGACAAGGCGCACAAGUACUUUGUCGAAGCCCUGACGUCCCGACUCAUUGGUUCAAUCGCAGAGCACCUUAUUCACUCCCCUGAGUGGCUUUCCUGUGUACACCAGAAGGUUUUCGAAAGCAUGGUCGUUGCUGACGGCUCCGGAAAGCCCUCCUUCUCCUGUCAAGUGGACUACGCAGAUCUCUGUGAGCCGCUUGAGUUCUUCUGCCGGAACUCGAACGUUUUUGCGCCCAAGCAAGGAAUCAACUUUGACGACAUCAACGACUGUGGACUUCUUUCUGCCAAAGCCCCUGACACAAAGCAAGUCCAGAAGACGUGGAGUGAACCUGUGGGGCUUUGGGUUGUUUUCUACUUCAUUGUCAACUACAAGUGGGUCUUGACAAUGGCCAUCUGGCUCCUGUGGUCUGCCUUCUUACUCUAUGACAGUGAGGUUUUCGAGGAUUGGGUGGGCAACAGCUCCCGUCAGCCAACAUUGACACGCUUCUCCUUCUACAGUCUUGCCUUCCUGGAUUCCAUUUGGCUUUGUUUUCUCAUGGUCUGCGAGGUCUUUGUAAGCGAUUCUCCAACCCCUCACACUAUUGGGCGAAGGGCUCGAAAUGUGUGCAUCAAGCUCUUGCGAGUCUGCAGAGUUCUUCCAACCCUGGCACUUGCAGCAGCCUGGAUCUGGAUUGCUUGGCCGGAAGUGUUGACCGAACCUGCAGCGCAGCUUGGGUUGGACCCGUCCAGCUUCGAUGUGCUUCCAGCCAACUUUGCCAAGACCUUCUGGUACUUGCCCGUGUUCUACCUCGCCUGCCGGUUCGUUUACGGUAUGACACCCCGCCUAAGACUUACAAGCGCAUAUCAGAUAUUGCAGCUGGCAUACUUCCGGAGGAUUGCCCUCUUCUGGCUUGCCUUUGGAACUUUCUGCUUCCUGUGCAAUUACUCGAUGCUGGUGGGGCUCGUGCGGCCUUUGACCCCAUAUCAGCUUUGUAGCUUGAAUGAUGACGAUGAAGACUUCUGCAGCACUUAUGACGUAGACGUCUUUGGCAACUACGUCCCUGUGAAGGAUGUACGCUGUGUCGCCUGUAUUGCAACCGUGGGUGCCAGUUGGUGGCUUGUGGUUCUAAGCAGCAUGCUGAUGAUGUACUUCAUCUUCAAUAUAUUUGUGGCCAUUGUGGGCAGUUCGGUGGGAGCUGCCCGUGGCUUCGUCGAGACGAGCAUCCCAUCCCUGGAAUUCCGCGUUGAAACGGUCACCUCCGACUUCACCUCAAUGCGCAAAGCCGAAGCGAGCUGGAUGACCCAUGGCUCCAUCUUGAACGCAAUCUUUGGCAAAGACUGGCAGAAGGUGUGGGAGAUGAUGGUCUAUGGCUUGUACGACGAGUGCCUCAUUGACAGCAAGAUGCGCGAUAACAUGCUGUCUGCGGCAAAGACAGGUGGCUCUGUGAAGUUGUCCGGAAAGGACACGCACAUCCUGGACCGUGCAAAAGCUAGGCUGGGUUAUCUUUUCACAAGCCUCAGAUCCAUCCUGGGUGACACCAACAUCAACUUCAAGCCAUAUGUUCCAACCGCAGAGGGGGUCUGUGAUGCACUGGGCGUAACGCACAGAGGCCGAAUACCAUCCCUGACUCAGAUUGUUCCCGUCUACAGUGAAGAAGGUAUCAUGGAUAUCAAAGAGCUGGUCGGGGACCCCAAGGGGGGUGCUGUGUCAACAAUGCUCGAAUUCCUGAUUUCGCAAUUGCCGCGGGAGUGGGAGAUCUUUGCUCAAAGUGAAGGCCUGCACCCCACAGAUCUCUACGAGCAAUUGUGCGCCGCAAACAAAGGAAAAGGCGGAGCCUCAAAGGCUCAGCAGGACCGAGUCCGGGAGUGGGCUUCACAUCGUGCUCAGAGCGUGAUCCGCACGGUCAAUGGGGCUGUGCACUAUCAUCGGGCACUCAAGGUCUUGUUGGAAAGGGAGGGUGACCAAGUUGGAUUCGAGGACCUUCGCUCCCAUGCCCAGCUCAUCAUGGCACACCAGACCUAUGGGAAGCUCAGCCUGGGCAAGGCCCAGCAAGUGAAGAUUCAACAUGGCGUCAUCACGGCGCCGGGACCUCACGGCCUGCGGCCCAAUGACCGGGUGCGCCUCACCUUGGACUCGCUGAACGCGGAGGAUGCUGUUGCCCGGCGUGCGGUGGAGAAGAUAUGGAAGAAUCGAGCCAUGGCGAAGUUGAAGCACCGUGCAAAGACUCGACAGGAGGUGGAAGCGAUCUUGAGCGACGGUGCGCAGGUACAGUCCCUGGUGGAUGAAGUGAUGGUGGACGGCAGCCUUUCGGAGGCAGACGAUGGCAAGGUCGAGGGCGCCAUCAGUGACGAUCCCUCUGAGGGAGCUGUGACCAGCACCAGCUCUACAGCCUUUGCCCGGCACCCUGCACUCCUAGGACGGCUCUGGGGCCAGGCGCAGAUCAAGGGAUUGCAGAACUUCCGUGGGGGCGGCUUCUAUACCAUCAAGGAGAUUGUCGAUGAACACACUGCGGUCCUUUCGGAUGUGUCUGUGAAUUGUGGAACUGCGCGGCUGGAGAAGGCGGAGCUCACAAAGCGGGAGCACGAUGUUCACUACAUGUUGGCCAAGCACCAAGGCUUUCCCUUCUUCGUUUGCAUCGAUUUCCAGCGCGGAAAGAGCCACCCGCAGCUUGAGGAGAUGAUCGACACCUUCGUCUCCAGGCAGGCGACGUUUGACGGCGGCUUGGCUGAGUGGGCUUCGGUACGCUUCCGACACGCCAGUGUGCUGAUCAAGCAUAGUUCCUCGGGGACCUGGCCAAUCGAAAUCGUCCAUGUGUUGCCACGCGCACGCGGCCUUCUUAUUGGCACCGUCGGCAACCUUACGCAAGGAAAGGCAGGCAACCAGUUGGGAGCACUUCGCUUUGCGGAAGGCCACUUUGUCCAGAUGAUGGAUGCAAAUAUGGGCUGCUAUGCGGGUGAAACUUUCAAGGUGCCAGUUGUUCUGCAGGGUUUUCACCGCGGAACGCUGACUGAGGGAGAUUACGAUCAUCGUCUCAAGCUGCAAGCCCGCAUCAUCGGAUUCCGCGAGCACAUCUUCACCCGUGAGCACGGCCUUGUUGGACAGAUCAUGGCGGAUGCUGAGUGGACCUUUGGCACUUUGGUGCAGCGCCUGCUUGAAUUCCUGACAGUUCGCAUGCACUACGGCCAUCCGGACUUCAUGGAUGGCUUCUGGGCUGCCAACCGCGGCUCCGUGUCCAAAGCCUCGCCGCACAUCAACCUGUCCGAGGACAUUUUUGCUGGCCUGAACGUCAAGAUCAGGCAUGAGCAGUCCCUGCAUACGGACUACCUGGAGUGGGAGAAAGGCCGUGAAGUUCAAUUCCUCGCAGGCUCUGGCUUCUUCUGGAAGAUUGCAAGCGGCAGCGUGGGCUUGCUACGCACUCGAGACCUGCGGACACUUUGCGGAAACGCUUCCGUCAUGGAAACCUUUGCUCUGUAUUUUGCCACGGUGGCUUGGUAUAUCCACAACGUCAUUGUGGACAUUAGCACAGAGGUCUUUGUCCUCAUUUUCAUUUACUUGACUCUGGCUUCAAAGUCUAUCGUAGACUUAGGCGAGCUGGGCUCCAUGCUGGCGGCAGAGUGGUUCCUGACACCUGCAUUUAGUGCCAUGCUGCCUGCCAUCAUUGGCCUGGGCAUCGAGUAUGGCCCCUUAUGGAUGAUCAAGAACUACAUCCUCAGUGCUCCCAUGUCCAUGAUCUAUUUCAUCUUCAUUAACAAAGCCAUGUCCUCCUCCGUGCGCACAACAUUCGUAGCCAAUACGGCGGAAUACGUGAACACGGGAAGACCGCAUGCAAACAAGAGCUACACGCUCAUGGAAGCUUUCCUGGCGUAUUGGAACUCACACUACCGGCCAGCUUUGCGGAUUAUCUACUGUAUUGUGCUCUAUCGGUCCAUGAACAGUGACGGUGCCCUGCCUUUGAUCCUUGUUUCCUUCACGGCCUUUGUGUGGAUCCUGGCUCCGAUCCUGUUCCAGCCCCCCACCAAGACUGUGCUGGAGCAAACGCGUGAGCUCGUCGGCUUUAUCGCCAAGGUCCCCGCGCACCGCGAGCGCCUCAUCUCCGGGAAGCCCAGCUCUCUGUAUGAGGCAGGUUUCGAGCAGGAGCUGAAGCAGGCGAACCGCGGGCUCGUGUUGCCGCUGAUCUCUGGGCUCCUCCUCUGUGCUCUCUACCUCUUCAUGACCUCAUCGGACAUCUUGGAUCAGAUGUGGGCUCCUCUCUGUGGGAUGUUCAUCCUCUUCCUUUUCCGAUCGGUGCUUGCACUCUCCGGAAUCAAGUCUGCAGGCAUGAUGAUGCUGGCUAUUCCGUGCUUGUUGCUGUUUGUGAUCUUUUUCUCAACCUACAUUGUGGAGAACCGAGAUUUUGGCUCAUUGCUCGUUGCUACAUUGAUCUUGAUCCAAUUCCUAACCACGAUCAAGCUGCUGGUCUGGUCCUUCUUUGGCCUCGUCCUACCCAGAGGAAGCCCGUUGGGCUACGAGCAGGUGGUUCGCUUCACCUUUGACUUCCUCUGCAUUUACGAGCUCCAAUUUUUCGGAGCUUUGGUUGUGCUGAUCUUGCAGAUCAUCUUUGCCAGUUUGUUGUGGCUGCUGGACAGACCUCCUCUGAGACUGCGGACGGGUCUGAUCCUGAACAGGCGAGUGUCAACCGGAUGUGUGCGGGUGAUCUUCGGUGCCGCCCCCGAGAGUAAAGAUGAGUGCAUCACCGUCAAGGUGGACGGUUGA